AAUACUUGAAGGUUUCUAUUUUCACACUGAAAGUCUUUUUAUACUCUCCGGUGUGUGUCUUCUUUCCACUUCUCCCUGACACACACACACACACACUCCCUCCUCCUCCCUAUCUGAACAAACAGAAGACAAUCCCAAUAUCCUUGCUUUUGCAUUUCUGAUUGUUCUGAUUGGGAUUGCGGUAAUUGGGAUGGAUUAUGAGAAGCCAUUGAUGAAUUAGGUUUUAUCAGAUUGAAAUUUUGAGCUAGGUUAUGGAAAUAUUUUGAAGGGGAGCCACAGAGUGAAAAGUUUCCAUUUAGAGCUCCAUCAAAUUUUGCAGGUAAUGAUUUUCAUUCAGGAAAGCUGAAAAAUGGAUAGCUCAAAAGUGGAUUCAAGGUAUAAUCACUCUGGGUCAUCCAGAUCAGAGGAAUCAGCUCUAGACUUGGAAAGGACCUACUGCGGCCAUCCAAAUAUACAUUCAUCAAGUCCUCCUCCACUACAAGCCUUUGCAUCAGGUGGUCAGCUAUCUGACACCAAUGCUGCCUAUUUCUCGUGGCCUACUUCUAGUCGAUUGAAUGAUUCUGCUGAAGAUAGGGCUAAUUACUUUGGAAACCUCCAGAAAGGUGUUCUGCCUGAAACGCUUGGUCGUUUGCCAAAAGGUCAGCAAGCUACAACCUUGCUUGAACUGAUGACAAUAAGAGCAUUUCAUAGCAAACUUUUGCGGCGAUUUAGUCUUGGCACUGCAAUUGGGUUCAGGAUCAAACAGGGAGAGCUGACCGAUGUUCCGGCCAUUCUUGUCUUUGUUGCUAGGAAAGUUCAUAAGCAGUGGCUUAAUCAUGUCCAGUGCUUGCCGACUGCCCUUGAGGGACCUGGUGGUAUAUGGUGUGUCGUAGAUGUCGUUGAAUUCUCUUACUAUGGGGCCCCUGCAGCGACCCCCAAGGAGCAAUUAUAUACAGAAAUUGUAGAUGGUUUACGUGGGAGUGACCCACUUAUUGGUUCUGGUUCCCAGGUUGCUAGCCAAGAAACUUAUGGAACCUUAGGUGCUAUUGUAAAAAGCCGAACAGGUAACCGUCAGGUUGGUUUUCUUACCAACCGACAUGUGGCAGUUGACUUGGACUAUCCAAGCCAGAAGAUGUUUCAUCCGUUGCCACCUAGCCUUGGGCCUGGGGUGUAUCUGGGUGCUGUAGAGAGGGCAACAUCAUUUAUAACUGAUGACCUUUGGUAUGGCAUCUUUGCAGGAACAAACCCUGAGACAUUUGUGAGAGCGGAUGGAGCAUUUAUUCCCUUUGCAGAAGAUUUUGACAUGUCCUAUGUUACUACAUCGGUAAAAGGAAUUGGUGAGAUUGGUGAUGUGAAUACUAUAGAUUUGCAGUCUCCCAUUGGUAGUCUGAUUGGGAGGCAAGUGGUAAAAGUUGGAAGGAGCUCUGGAUUAACUACUGGGACAAUAAUGGCCUAUGCACUGGAGUACAAUGAUGAGAAAGGGAUUUGUUUCUUCACAGAUUUUCUUGUUGUUGGUGAGAACCAGCAGAGUUUUGACCUUGAAGGUGACAGUGGAAGCCUUAUUCUUUUAACAGGUCAAAAUGGGGAGAAAGCAAAGCCAGUGGGGAUCAUUUGGGGUGGGACAGCUAACAGGGGUCGGUUGAAGUUAAAGGUUGGCCAGUCUCCUGAAAAUUGGACUAGUGGAGUUGACUUGGGCCGCCUUCUUGACCUCCUUGAACUUGAUCUUAUCACAUCCAAUGAAGGGCUCCAAGGUUUGCAUUCUGUUGUUUUUGUGCAUGUUCGAAACUGAGCUUGCGUUCGAUUUCCAUGCGAUUAAUGAGAUAUUGCAUGAUGUUUUAUUUGGACUAAUGGUUAAAUUAUGAUGCAUCUAAUCCAUCCGAGCUCAAAGAGGAAGCUGGGAAUUCUCUUUUGAAAGAGAAAAAAAAAAAAAAACAGAACACCUUAGUGAAAAACCAUUGUUCCUCUUGUUUGUGGUUACAUAGUUUUGCUUUUGCACCUACAAUAUGCUGGGAAAAAGAUUGAAAUUUUUGACCAAAAUAUCAACACACCUAGAGAUUAUACAGUGUAUUUGUCUCAAUCAUAUUGGUGUUAAUGAAGGAUUUGAGUAUCACAGUGUAGUGAACACUUCUAUGAGAUUAUGCGAAAAAAAUAUUUUGAAUGGAUUAUGAGAAAAAUCAUUUUUCUUAUCUUGAAAUGACUUGAAUAACAUCCGUUUAUUUUUCCUUAUUUUCUUAAUAGCUGCACUACUAGAGCAAAGAAAUGCUUCUGGGACGGGAAUUGAUUCGACCGUUGGAGAGUCGUCACCUCUGGAGCGAGUAACUUCUAAAGAUAACCUUGGUUUCAACAUUGAGCAAGUUCCUGCAGACGGGGAAUCUUGCCAAGGAACUGUCCCUCCAUACCAGCAUUAUGAGUUUCAUAUCGAAAGCGGCAGUGAAUCAGCUCCAAGUAUAGAGCAUGAGUUCAUUCCAAGGUUCACUGGCAAAUCCCCUGUGCAUCAGCACAGAUGUCAAGGGGAAAACACGGUAUCGAAAAACCUGUCUGUACUUAGAAAUGGAUCUGAAGACGAGAUUUUUGUAUCGUUGCACUUAGGCGAGCCAGAAGCGAAGAGAAGAAAGCAUUCAGAAUCCUCCAUGAACAUGGAGAGCUUGAAGUGAAAAUCCAGUGGCCUUAUUCUUUUUCUUGAAAGGAGGAAUCUAAUAACUGUAUGUAUCCAAAAGUUUUGAGUUCUGGGGCAAAAAUUAUUGAAGCCCUCUCAGAGAAGCAAUAAUUAUUCUUUUCCAAUGUAUUUCGGAAGGUUAAUAUAUGAUAGAAAAUUACUGUAAAGUAUGAAUAAUGAGAUGCUUAGUAGAGAGAUCAAGUGUAAUUGUUUCAACUUAUAUAGUCUAUUUGUAAUGUGGAUCAAGCUGUUAAGACUGCACCACAAAACACUUACCAUGGAUUAAAGAGUGUAUUCAACUCAACAGCUUGGAUUAAGAAUGAUUAGUGAUCCUAUUCUUAUGAUGCAAGUGUUUUUGUUCUCAGAUAAUUUGGUUAUUCUGAUCACAAAAGAAAGCUUCUGAAUGACAGAGGUAAUAAUUCUUUUAUCCACAACGAUUUAACUCAUGACAAAGUUUUACAU
Oldenlandia corymbosa var. corymbosa is the source of this 3097-nucleotide messenger RNA. Lineage: Eukaryota; Viridiplantae; Streptophyta; Magnoliopsida; Gentianales; Rubiaceae. The record is from the annotation of a GenBank genome assembly.